Molecule: messenger RNA, 1619 nt
Organism: Scheffersomyces amazonensis
Lineage: Eukaryota; Fungi; Ascomycota; Pichiomycetes; Serinales; Debaryomycetaceae
Exons: 1
Coding region: 229-1413 (394 amino acids)
Biological process (GO): fatty acid catabolic process; acyl-CoA metabolic process
Cellular component (GO): peroxisomal matrix
Molecular function (GO): fatty acyl-CoA hydrolase activity
Source: RefSeq, a predicted model, not a curated record
CUAAAUUUGCACUCGUUAUUACCUGCCAAGUACACAACUGUUGCCGAUAUUAUCACAGCUGCAAAAUUCACAUUCACCCAAAAAGAUCACGCCGCUCCCCACAAAAACUGAUAAAUCCGGUAGUGGAAUUAUAUUCUGACUAUAUAAAAAGAACAUGCAAGCCCCAAAAAGUUUGAGAUAAUAAGUUUGACACAUUCAUUGAUAAGUGACUUAUUAAUAUAGAACAUAAUGACUACUACGGAGGCCGAUAAACCGGAUCAACCUCAGUUUGCUAGAGAUACUGGUAAAUAUAUACAAGAUUUUGAAGAAGCAUUUCGUGUCAUUAAGCAAGAUGAGUUUAAUUUUAUUGGAGCACAUCCAUUAUUAAAACCAGUUAGACAAGCAAGAGGUGUAUAUGGUGGUCAUACUGUAGCUCAAACACUCUUAGUUGCAAUAGAAUCCACCAGAGAUCCUGUAACCAAUGAAGUAUUUGUACCUAAUGAAUUCCAUAUAUUUUUCAUAGCAGCCGGAGAAUCAAAAGUCCCCAUGGAAUAUAAAGUAGAUAAAUUAUUUGAUGAUGAAAAUUCAGCAAAGAGAUCUAUAACUGUCACUCAAAGGGGUCGAAUUAGGAGUACAAGUUUGUGUACAUUACAUAAAAGAGGCCAUAAAAAAUCUAACCCCAAUGAUCCUGAUAUUGCUAUUCCAACACCUCCAUUACAAUUGAAAUAUCCGAACCCAGAUGAAUUACAUCAGAUCCAGCAUACUGACUUUAUCCGAAAUGCAUAUAGUGAUGAAUUUCUUGAUUAUAAGAAAUGUCCAGAAGAAGAUAAUUUGAGACCAUCAGAGAGAUGGAUCACGGUUUGGAGUGGAAUUAAGAACCAACCUACACCUGGUAAUGAAGAUAAAUAUGAGACUAGAAUUGAAAAGAUUCAAAAUAGAAAUGAAGAACCUAUUACUAUUGAAAAGAAAUUAAUUGAUCGGAAAUAUUUACAAUCAUUUAGAGAUCCUAUGUAUAAUUAUGUUGGCUUAGCUGAUUUAUCUGAUUCCGCAUUAUUAACAACUAUGGCUCGUGUUUUACAUCUUCCAUGGAAUCCUACAGAAGAUCAUCCAUUUGAAGAAUAUGAUAAUGGUAGAGAUGCAUUGAUUCUUCUUGGAAAUUCUUUCAAUAUCUUACAUUUGUUCCACUACAAUGCUAUGUCGUUGGAUCAUCACAUUUAUUUCCACACAGAAAAUUUUGAUGAUGCAGAAGAUCUAACUUCUUAUGACAUAGUUAAAGAUUGGAUUUGCUUUACAUAUCAAAUGAAAAGACUUUCAAAUAAUCGUACUUUGGUUAGAGGUUACAUGUUUAACAAGAAUCAAAAAUGUAUAGCUACGAUUAUUCAAGAGGGGUUGACUUAUUUAUUUAAUGGAGUUCCCGAUAAAUCAAAACUCUAAGCCAAAAAACCCUUGAAACUCUUGACUAAUAAAUAUAAAUAUCACCACCCUUAUAACCUUCUUCACCUUAACUAUGGGUAAGAGAUAAGUCCGUGGAAUUUGAUAAAGAAUUUUGGGGAACAGCCUGUAUGCAGGACAUCUUAAACUUAAAGUGCCGAUUUAGAUCCUCGGUUAAACCCCAACACAUUAAUCCACAGAGGAGGAAG